Molecule: messenger RNA, 7181 nt
Organism: Xiphophorus couchianus (Monterrey platyfish)
Lineage: Eukaryota; Metazoa; Chordata; Actinopteri; Cyprinodontiformes; Poeciliidae
Gene: trhra
Product: thyrotropin-releasing hormone receptor a
Exons: 2
Coding region: 422-1672 (416 amino acids)
Biological process (GO): phospholipase C-activating G protein-coupled receptor signaling pathway
Cellular component (GO): membrane
Molecular function (GO): thyrotropin-releasing hormone receptor activity
Source: RefSeq, a predicted model, not a curated record
AAGAAGUCGGUGGUCCCAGUGCGUCACCGUGAGGCUCUCAGGAGCGGAGGGGCUCUGCAGAAAAGCCUCUCAGUCACCAGUGAGGCAGGAGCAGCAGGAGCGGGGCGCGGAGCUGCUGCACGCAGCACAUCCUCUGAUGCGUUUUGCAAGGUUUUUCUGGCUGCAUAUGGCACGCGUACUGGAGAUUUAUUUACCGACUUCGCUUGGCACCGCACGAUAUAUUCCACGAGGAGGGAAGAUAUGAAGCAUUUUUAUGCGUGAUUAGAGGGGGUGGGGUUUUCUCUUUUUUUUUUGUAUAUAUAUUUUUUGAAAUUUUAUUCUAUCUCAGUUUUGUUAGAUACUUAAAGUAUUUUUCUUCUUCUUCUUCAAUGUUUAAGGUGAUUUCUUUCCAAAGCGCACAGAGCCACAACCUCUCUCUGUCAUGGAAAACCUCACGGUGGAUGACAUAACUCUAGAGAAUGACACGUCGGUGCCUGACAACCAGACUCUGGGCGUUUGGACCGACAACUCUUUCGAAUACAAGGCGGUCAGCGUGUUCCUGGUGUCCCUCAUCUGCGGCGCGGGGAUCGUGGGCAACGUCAUGGUCAUCCUGGUGGUCCUGACCACCAAGCACAUGCGAACUCCCACCAACUGCUACCUGGUGAGCCUGGCGGCCGCCGACCUCAUGGUCCUGACGGCCGCCGGGCUGCCCAACAUCAGCGACGCCCUGUGCGGGCAGUGGGUGUACGGCUACGCGGGCUGCCUGGGGAUCACCUACUUCCAGUAUCUGGGGAUAAACGCGUCCUCCUGCUCCAUCACCGCCUUCACCGUGGAGCGCUACAUCGCCAUCUGCCACCCCAUCAAAGCCCAGUUCCUGUGCACCUUGUCCCGGGCUAAGAAGAUCAUCAUGCUGGUGUGGGCUCUCACCUCGGUCUACUGCGUCAUGUGGCUGUUUCUGUCAGACACCAAAACGUUGGUGUACGACAACGUGGCGCUGCUCACCUGCGCCUACAAGGUGUCCAGGAGCCACUACCUGCCCAUCUACUUCACGGAUUUCGCCGUGUUUUACGUGCUGCCCCUCAUGCUGGCCACGGUGCUGUACGGGCUGAUCGCCAGGAUCCUCUUCCUCAACCCGCUGCCGUCCGACCCGAAGGGCGGCAGCAAGAAGUGGAAGAGGGAGGCGAGCCAGGGCGGCAGGAUGGUCGGCAGCAGCUCCUCCAGCAGCACCACGGCUGCCUCGCGCAGACAGGUGACGAAGAUGCUUGCCGUGGUCGUCGUCCUGUUCGCUCUGCUCUGGAUGCCCUACCGGACCUUAGUGGUGGUCAACUCCUUCCUAGGCAAACCCUACCUGGACACCUGGUUCCUGCUCUUCUGCCGUCUCUGCAUCUACCUAAACAGCGCCAUCAAUCCGGUGAUCUACAACGCCAUGUCGCAGAAGUUCCGCACCGCCUUCAAGAAGCUGUGCCACUGCGGCCCCCAGCGCACGGAGAAGCCCGCGUCCUACAGCGUGGCUCUUACCUACAGCGUCAUCAAGGAGACGUCCAACGGGGAAAGCCCGGACCACUUCACGACGGAAAUGGACGAGCUGCACUCGCCGUGCGACCAGUGCAUGCCUGCCGGAAUCUUACCGAGUGCCAAAAAGGUGCAGUACGUGGUGGAUGCCUCGUUCUCUGGCAGAGAAGUGAAUGCCUGAGUAGAGACAACUUUUGCGCCCAGAGUAAAUAUCGGAUUCCAACUGAAUGUAUUGUUGAGUUUAGUCAGGUUUAAGUUGAAGGCGCUCCGACAUGUCCAGCUUGAGUUCUCUCUCUUGUUCAUAUGUUGUUCGAUGAAACUAAAGUCCAUUUGCUGUCAUGUUUUGUGGGCUUUGAAUAUUUUGCACACAAUAAAUUAAGAGAACAAUUUUGAUUAAUCCAAAAUAGAGGGUAUAUGCAGUUAUGCUUAGUUAUUCAGAGAAAGCCUCAUAUGAGAUGACUAUGGGGAAAACCUGGAAGAUUACUGAUUAGAGGAGUUAAUGCACACAGCAGCAACUCUGUUCUAUGAUAAUCCAUCAAUCUAUUUUUUAUAGCCACUUCAUAUUUGGAGGGUGUUUGUGGAGUACGUUGCCUAUUAUUCGUGAUAAAUAGGCAACAAAGGGAUGUUAAAAGAAACAGACAUAUACUCUUACCUACGGGGAAUUCAGACAGCCCAAUUACCCCAUCAUGCAUGUUUUUGGGAUGUGUGAGGUACUUGGAGGUAAUCUACACAUGCACAGGGAGAAAAAGCUAAUUCCACACCAAAAAGACCCCAGCUGCAAUUUGAACUGAGGAACUCCUUGCUGCGAGGCACUGGGCCACUGUGCAACACUCUUCUGUAAAACACAGUCAAAAUUUGCCUUUGAAAUAGAUAUUUAGAGAUUCCACUGGCAAAAUUUAGCAACGACGUGACCAGUUUGGUUAAAGCUGGUCACCUCUUUAGCCUAUCCUGCCAUUCAUCUUACACAUGGACGAAUGAAUUGAUGACUAUGGUCGCUAUAGAGUGGUCCACAGCGAACACCUGGGGGCCUUUUUAUGUGAUGUUUCAGCUUUAUAAACAAUCAUACUUUUCAGUUGCACUGCUACAACAAAAAUCUUGUUUCCCCCGCCCAAUGUGUCACAUUUCCUCAGCAUCAGAUAAAACCGUAGGACCAUUUGCAGAUGCUAAUACUGAACACAUACUGUACGUAGGGGAGGAUUUACCAACUAUAGAAUCGUAAUUUUAUUGGUUCCAAAAGAUCCUUUGGUUUAAAUAAUCUCUUCCAAUUGGCCGACUACCACUACAGCUACACAAAUCUCCCAAAACAGUCCAUAAAAUAACAUGUCCUUUUUUUUUUUGUCUUCUCAGUAUCCAAAUUAUCAAUAGGCAACAGUUUUUGCUUUUUGGAAUUUGUCUUUAGUUUUUUUGAUCCCCCUGUUGAAUUGCAUUCAGUAUUAAUCACCACAGUAUGGGAGUAGUUUGUUCAUACCGAUGGCGUAGUUUGCACAGAUAAGUCAGGUGGUGUGUGGCUUAUUUAAUAAGAAGCAACGAUUUAAACCACUACAUUGUUGGGAAUCUCGUCUAAUCCUCUGAACUUUUUAAUACACCCCUGAAAGAGUGUUGCUCAAGGCACUUAUGCAUUCACUUCCCUUUUCUGGGUUUACAGUCCAAUGUUUGACCUUAGGCGAACAUCAUUUACACACUUUGCACGUUUGAUACACCAAGCCGGGGGAAAGCACCACUGCCACCAAGUCUGCUUUGCAGAUUUUUUUUUAUUAAAAAAAAAAAAAUCAAUUUCCAAUACAUGCAUUAUUCACUGAGUUAAUGAGAAAGAAACUCCGGAGCUAAAAGGUGUUGUGACGGAUAAUGUUUUAUUUAAUACAGAAUCAGACGCAGAUGUUGCAUUUUAACUGCCUCACAUGAAAACGUAAUGCAGAACCUUUCGAGAACUUUUCAUCAAGAUUAAAAUUUUGAUGCCUUAAAACUAAUUAGGUUUGGUAGAAUUUUGAAAUAUAAUGAAUACUUCAGCUGGUUGAAGGUAAUUAAAAAAAUGUUCUCCUUGUAAAACACAGAGGAUUUAGUCUAUUGACAUUCCAGUUAAAUGUUUUGUCCAUUUAGCUGAGAUUGCUUUAUUUCAAUGAGUUAGAACUGCGUCAAACAGAAAAUAAAUAAAUAAAUACAAUACCAUGGAAAAAGUUCACAAGCAUUCAUCAUUGGUAUAAAAUUCUAAUCAAAUUUAAGGCUUUUUUAGGAUGUGUUUGACUUGUUCUUGUUGAAGAAUGAUCACAUAAUUUAAAAAAAUACAAUUGGCAGCACAAAUGUAUAUUUUUGUGGCUUCUUCAAAUCCACAACAGGACAAAAUUGUACAUAAACAUAGCAACAUAAAAAUAAAUUCCUUAAACGUACUCAUUUGCUGCAAAAUCACUAAAAACAGAACCGUUGUCACGCAACUUUUCACAAACAGAAAUGCAGACACAUUGGAUCCCAGCACCUCCACUCCAUUUCAGCAACUCAUCUGAACAGUCCUGGCUCAGAAUCCAUUCAGUGCGAUUUUAAUAAUCCAAUUCAAGGCAACAUUCAUCAGGAGAAAAGUGUUUUUGCGACCGUCUUUAGGUGAAAAGGCUUUAGAGUUAUUUUGCUAGAGAGCGAGUCUACAAAGCCGAGUAGUAACUCUGCAAUGCCGCCGAGCGUCUAUCAAGAUAGACGCUCCGAUGUUUGAGGAAUUUAAAUGCGUCAAUGAAGCUCCUGUAUCUGCAACAUCAAAGUUUUAAACAUGUCAGAUGGCGAAAGCUACUGUUAUUUUACUUCUACUUUCUCAGUAGAAGCAACCUGCUGACAGACCAAUUACAGUCUGUCUUGAACCGAGUUCCUCGGUUGAACGAUGCGUUUUUACACCAUUUCUAAGCUGUCAGUGCGAGUAUGAACUGAUCGAGGGAGGCAUCCAGGUUCAGUUCUAUCAGGGGCAAAAUAACCAGGCAAAUCCCCGUCAGGCAGUCCUUUGAUUGGUAGAAAACAAACUAGUGGCUACUAUGGUGGAUAGUAAAACUAAUUAAAUGAAGAAAAGACAUAAACAUGCAACCACUGGAGGAUAUACAAUGCAACAUUACAAGCCAAAUCGAACAAUAGCUGCUGAAUAUGUUUGCUUGGAUCAGAUCUUUAAUGGUAUGAAAAUAUUUUGUUUGUUUUUAUGAUUUCUGGCUCAACAGAAUUCAAGGCAUUUGUUUUCCUCAAGGUUUUAAAAACUUCCUGAAAUGUCAAAAACAGUAAUAGGUACCAAAUAUUUCUCUUAGUUUCGACAUCAAAUUUAAAAAGUUCGUACUGUGACGACUUCAUGUCAGAUUCAUCCGUUUUUACCAAUACAUUUAGUUAAAUUAAGUCUUUGUUCUUUUGAGAAUAAAAAAAAUAUAUAUAAAAUGCUCGAAGCAUCCUUAAAGGACAAAAAUGUAUAUUCUUUGUACACUUUUCACCAGUGAAAUCCAAGUUCCUGAUUCAAUACUCAUUUCUUGAAGUCACUAUUAGACAAACGUUGUCAUUUCGUGUCAUUUUGCAACCAAUAUUCUACUGGGAUUCGACUGGAGUGGCAGAAUCCGUCCCUCUUUGCGUUUCCCGCUCCCCCACCUGAAGCCAUGUAAUCUAAAUGAAUCCAAACGAACACUGGCGUGACAUUUUAAUCUGGCUUCCGGAGGCAGAACCCAGAUGUCGAAUUACGUGACCUUUAACGGUGGACUCGGCAGAGAACGAAGCGGACACAUUUAGACACUCACUUAAACUUGCUGUGUCAAUUUAGAAUCACCUGAAUGCUAACGAUUCCCUUCCUCCGACGUGACAGACGCACCUCGGCGUCGCUUUGGUCGAGCUUGUGUGCGUCAGCGAGCGGCGAGCUGCAGUGAGGGAGAAACGUGUCCCUGCUGCUGCAGUAAGUCGUUUCAUUCAGUUUAUUUGUUCUCCACAAACCAAUGAUGAGACACGUAGCAGCAAGAUGACUUGAUGCAACCCAUUGUGCACCAUAUUUAGCAAAUUGAUGAGGUAGCUUAAAAAUACAUUUUGAAAAUAACCUCUAAACAGGUGUUAGACAUACUUAUCAUUAGUGGUGAUCGAUGCUGCAUAUUUUGAUAUCGAUCCAAUACCAUGUAAAGUAUCGUCGAUAUUGAUUGAUACCAGUACCGAUACUUAUUGUUUAACUAUGAAACCAUAAAGCAUCUGACCUCUACGCAAUUUUGUGUUUUUUCUCCUGGAUUUAAAAAAAAAAUUUAAUAAAUUAGGACAGAAUUUAGGUAAAGUCUCAACAUAAUAAUUUCAUAACAUAUAUUCAGAUGGUAAACAGAAACAUUACGAAAACAAAGCAUUUUUUGCGUUGUUUUUUAAUCAAACUGCAAAAAUUAUAAUUUAAGAGUGGAUGAACGCAAAAUCUUUUUUGUUGUACAGUUGAGAAAUCUACACAAUAUGUUUCACUUAGUAACUUUAGUCAUUAAAAUCAAAGGCAUUUUCAAGAAUAUUCUAAUUUGUUAAAUAUGACUGCAUGGCCGUGCCUGCUUGUGGAGGAGGAGUUUCGCAGUAUCUCUGAACUUCGGUUUUGUGUGUAGCUGAGUGGAAUACCCUGAUGAUUUGAACAUUUUUGUUAAAAUUAUCAUUAUGUGUGUCAGUAUAAUCUGAGACAGACAAUGUGUGAGAAGAUCCAUCUCCUCCACGUCCUCCCUGAGCUACUAUUGCCGUCAGAAGAAACGUACCGCUCCCAGUCAAAAACCAACCAAUCAGACCCAGGAGGAGGAUCUUAGUGCUGCCAGUCAUGUUUGUGUACGUCCACUCAAUGUGAUAAUGACGGAGAAACAACUUACCACUACAGGAAAACUGUUUAUCUGCAGUCAUUGGUGGCCAUGCUAACUAGCCUUAGCAUGCAUGGCAAAAUACCUUAUGGUGAGACCCUCCUCCUGGCUCUGAUUGGUUGUUUCUGACGGAGCAGGGUGUUUCUGAGGUCGUUGUAUCAUUGACACGGUAACUCUACAAAACUGGCUCACAAUUUUUUGACCCCAUGGUUGUUUAAAGCAGCCCACCUUCUUUCACAACAACACAAACCUAUGAAAUAAUGGUGAGGAACUUUGCAGUUUCUGCAUGUGACCUGUCUCCAAGAGAGACCAGCUAAUGAAAGGGACACACGUUCAAAUGUACGGCUGUGUUUUUUCGUUUUUUUGUGGGUUUUUUUUGUUUGUCUAUAUUGUAAAGUUAUUUGAAAACUUUUGUGCCGUGCAAUGUGAAAUUCAUGGAGUAUUGUACUUUUAAAUGUGCCUGAAAAGAAAAGGAAAAAAAACAACAACCUGUUUUGAUCAUUUCCUUAAAACUGUCUCAGUGCAGUGGGUGAAAGUUAAAUGCUAAGGUAGAAUAGAUGAGAAUAUUUGGAACCAAAAAGCUGUUUCAAGUUUGUGGUUUGUAAAGUACCUCACAGGUUCAUGCACAUUUUGAUUUCUGUUCGUUAUUAUUAUUAUUUUCCUACUUUUGACAAAUAGCAAACAGCUGUGAUCGGAGAUAUUUUGUGUUCUGCAUGCAGGUUGCUGCAAAAAAAACACACGACUUGCAACACGGGCAAGCCCACACACACACUACGUGAGCAAAUCCAGUGACUUUUUGCACGUUUGUAGUUUUCCUCUGCUGCUUCAUGGAUUGUUUGAAUAUUUUGUAUUGUUUAUUUGUCAAGAAUAAAGAGCAAUUACAUCUUA